Molecule: messenger RNA, 870 nt
Organism: Tetranychus urticae (two-spotted spider mite)
Lineage: Eukaryota; Metazoa; Arthropoda; Arachnida; Trombidiformes; Tetranychidae
Product: tax1-binding protein 3 homolog
Biological process (GO): neurotransmitter receptor transport, endosome to postsynaptic membrane; receptor clustering; establishment or maintenance of epithelial cell apical/basal polarity
Cellular component (GO): basolateral plasma membrane; postsynaptic membrane; adherens junction
Molecular function (GO): protein kinase binding
Source: RefSeq, a predicted model, not a curated record
AUCAACCUUUGUUUUGUUAUUUUCAUCUGUUUCAUCAUCUAGAUCCUUAGGAAAACAAUUUCUUUUUUUUGUUAUUUAUACUUUAAUAUUUUUUUUAUUAAUUUUGUAUUUAAUUUAAAUUUUUGGAUCUAAAUUUUGUGAUCAGAUAUGUCUACAUUCCAGCAUGAACCUGGUACAGCAAUCGAAUGUCUUUCAAUACCCAUAAAAUUACAAAAAGAGAUAUGUUAUGAUGCUUAUGGUAACGAGAUAAUGAAGUGUGGCUUCUCGAUUGGAGGAGGAAUUGACCAGGAUUAUCUUCAGUCACCUCAAGGAUUCACCGAUAAGGGUAUUUAUGUUACUGGUGUAAAUACUGAUGGACCAGCAUGGAGAUCGGGACUGAGAAUCGGGGAUAAAAUAUUACAAUGCAAUGGUUAUGACUUCACUAUGGUUACUCAUAAAAAGGCUGUUGAGUACAUCAAAAGAAGUCCAGUAUUGAAUAUGCUAGUUGCUCGACGAGGAGUUACCCAAGCCUGCUACAACGAAUGACCAUCAUUCUAAUCAAGACCAAUUGUGAUCAAAAAAACAAAGAAAAAUAUACUUCUAUUAUAAAUUUGUCACAUUUCCGAUGUUACAAAUGAUCUCACCUUAAUUACUUCGUGAAUUUCAGCUGCUCGAUGUGUUUCCUUUUUUAAGAAAGAACUGUGAAUUUCAUCCAAUAUGGUUUCAAAAUAACCAUUUUAAUCAACAAGUCAUGCAGAUGCUUCUUACCCAAUAAGCUGUUGCAAACUAAAUCAUUUCUCAUGAAUUGUAACUUUCUUGUCAAUCAUUGUUUUAUUAUCAAGCCCAUGUUUAAACAAUUUUAUACAUUGAAUAAUAAUAUUUUGUAUAUUA